CAACAUUCUUAGGUGCCUCCCCAAGUCCCACAAACAUAAGCGUGACUCCCAUAGACACGGUACUUAGCUGACGUACGGCUCAUCUGCUCUGGCUGUUCAUCACAGCAGUGAUAUCUCUCCUCCCGAAUGCGCUGGGAGCCAGACCCUCAAACCCGGAAUACACAAUCGAGCAGCUAUGGAAUCUUGAAACAAAAUUCUGGGAUGCGUUCCUUUACCCAGCGAACGUGAACGAGACAUUGGCGGUUAACUCGACCAUUUUUGCUCCCGAUGUAUGUCGAUAUUCCCCUUUUCAACGAAAGGUUGGCUGUCCAGUGUCCCACUAACACCACCCCACCCUCAGGUCCAAGGCCGAGUAGACAUCACCCGGGUCUUCAACGGCAGCGAGCUCAACACGGAAUACAUCUUCGGGUUAUUCUCCAACCCGGACCACCUCAGCAUCACCGGGGUGCCCGUCUCGUACAGCAUCACGCAGUUCAGCGCCAACGGGAACAUCGCGUCCGCGACCACCGUCGUCACAUUCAACGAGACCUCGUUCGGGAACCUCCUCGUCCCCGUCACCAUCGACACGUGGAUCAUGUGGGACGAAAACGGGCAAAUCGAGCAAUACGAUGCGACGUUCCGGUGGUUCGGCUUCCUCCUCGAUACCCUGAUCGAGACCCUGGCCACACAGCAAAACAGCACGACGACCCAAGCCACGGCGCUGCUGACCCAAAUGCUUGCAACGACUAUCUGCGAGACCCAUGAGCAGUACUGCACGGGGGAGAAUCAACAAUAUACCAACUCUUCGACCUGCUAUACCUUCCUGACGGAGGAUAUUCCGUUCGGGAAGGAUUAUCAGUUGGGCAUGGAUACGUUGUUGUGUCGUGAGGUCCAUGAGCAUAUGGUCCAGUUUGAUCCGGGCUUGCAUUGCCCGCAUAUUGGGCCCACCGGCGGUGGGUACUGUGUCAAUGACCAGACGUAUGCGCAGAAGGUCUUGCAGCAGUAUUUCCGGAAGCCAUGGCUGGCGUAUGGGUCGGUGGACCAGGAUGUUUGGCUCGCGCAGUAGAAGAGAUCUGAGAAUUCAGUCAGUGCGGUGGAUGGGACCGCAAGGAUGUUUUUG
Molecule: messenger RNA, 1099 nt
Organism: Aspergillus heteromorphus CBS 117.55
Lineage: Eukaryota; Fungi; Ascomycota; Eurotiomycetes; Eurotiales; Aspergillaceae
Exons: 2
Coding region: 272-1045 (257 amino acids)
Source: RefSeq, a predicted model, not a curated record